This is a messenger RNA of Aspergillus sclerotioniger CBS 115572, 1778 nucleotides long. Its product is annotated as Zn(II)2Cys6 transcription factor. Gene Ontology annotation, biological process: regulation of DNA-templated transcription. The coding region runs from base 168 to 1622 and encodes 484 amino acids. NCBI's taxonomy places the organism in Eukaryota, Fungi, Ascomycota, Eurotiomycetes, Eurotiales, Aspergillaceae. Gene Ontology annotation, molecular function: DNA-binding transcription factor activity, RNA polymerase II-specific; zinc ion binding. The record is from RefSeq and is a predicted model, not a curated record. The transcript is spliced from 2 exons.
CACAUUGUGAAGGAGUCUACCUUACCGGUGUGAAAUACUCCGUUGGUGCUAGCGUUUUAAGCCCCUUAAACUCAGUGGAGCUGAAGCAGCCCCUGCUUAAGUUCACCCUUCUUUUUUCUUGUCCCUCUAUCCUUACCCCAGACAACGCGAUCAUUGACCAGAUAGCUAUGUCAUCAAGUAACAACAUUCGCACAAGAGCUUCUCGUAGUUGUGGCAAUUGCCGGGCCGUCAAGCGACGCUGCGACCAACAAGUUCCCCAUUGCGGACAAUGCACUCGCCUGCGGGAAUCAUGCCCCGGGUACCGCGAUGAAUGGGAACUAGUGUUCCGCGACCAGACCGAUCGCACGAUCAAGCGGUCCAAGGAAAAACGGGCCAUGCAGAUGACCACCAAACGCUCGACCCCACCGCCUCGUGGCCUGGAAACCAAUGUGGACCAGCUAGGGGUCAACUACUUUCUGCACAACUUCAUCACCAGCGCGCAGUCCCCGUCACGUGGAUGGCUCAACUACAUCCCCGCUGUUUUUAGCGCUGAUGCCGAGCACCCCACCCUGCUGACCAGCAUGGCCGCGGUGGGCCUGAUGGCUUUGGCGAACGCCUCCCGGCAGCCUGGAUUGGUCAAACACGCGCGCGUCAAGUACUCCGAGGCCAUCACUAGUGUCAACGCCGCCCUGGCGUCCCCGGUCGAGUGCGUCAAGGACAGUAUCUUGAUGUCGGUGAUCUCGUUGGGCGUGUUUGAGUACGUCUCUAACUUUGAAUCGUGGGUUCGACAUGUUCAGGGAGCUGCCACGCUGGCUAUAGCCCGAGGAAGGCGCCAGUUUUCCACCAGGGUUGGAAUCCUCAUGUUUAAUCAACUCCGCGCCGAUCUCAUCAUUGCCUGUAUCCAGGCUAAUCAGCCGUUUCCGGAGGGGAUUCGUGAGCUGCAGAAAGAGGCAGCUAAACAUACAAAUACUCAGAGUGGGUUUUGGCUCUCGGGCGUGGUAGCCACCCGGGUUCCUACUCUGAUGUAUAACGUCGGACGAAAUAGGGGGGAGGUUCCUUGGUGUAGUCUGCUGGAGGAAGCGAUGCUGCUUCAGCGGGACUGUGAAUGUGUCUUGGGGAUCCUGGCCAUCGAAGAACCCUAUACGACCAUUCGAGAUUUCGAGGCAGAUCCGGACUUGGUUCACGACAGUCGGUUUGAUCUUUACCGAUCUGCUUGGGCGAUCCGAGUCUGGAAUAACGCGCGGUGUAUUGAAAUGAUUGUCUGUCGGAUAAUCAUCUACCUGUUGCAGAAAAUGCUCGCCACAGAUCUCGCCCCGCCAAUUUUGAACGGACAGUUCCAAGAGACGCAGCAGUUGUUGUCAAAAUUAGGGGACGACGUACUGGCUACGGCUCCACAGGUCCUCGAGUUCCUGUCCUCGGGACCUGAACGCACUGUCACUUUUAAUUCCUCUGCCCAUGCCAGCGUCUCGGGUGGGUAUAUCCUGGUCUGGCCUCUCACCAUGGUUGGGAGAUGUCCGGUCACGAAAAGUGACUCCCGGAAGUGGAUUAUCCGACGUCUUCGGGAUAUUGGUGAAAGCUCCGGCAUCUCAAUGGCGCUGCAACUUCUUGAAGAUGUGGUCAAAAUUGACGAAUUGGCCAGCUGAGAGGUUUUGUGUCGGAGUAGCCGACAUGUGAUGUUAAGAUGACCCUCUUUCUUUUCUUAUCGUUUGUUAAUUAUAGUCACAUUCUUGCACGAUCGCGCUCAUCUGGGUUUAAUGAAAGGGGGAGGCGCUACAGACACAUCGGCCGGGCUAACCAAC